Messenger RNA from Alosa sapidissima (American shad), 3094 nucleotides. RefSeq lists its product as uncharacterized. NCBI's taxonomy places the organism in Eukaryota, Metazoa, Chordata, Actinopteri, Clupeiformes, Clupeidae. The record is from RefSeq and is a predicted model, not a curated record. The transcript has 2 exons. The coding region runs from base 432 to 2324 and encodes 630 amino acids.
GUUGAAAUCCUCCCCUGUCAUUGUUCAUGCAGCUAGAAGUAAAGCCAAUGUAACACCAUUCCUAUGUGACAAGGCAAGACCACUUGUUCACCCUCACAUGUUCUUUGUUGAUUCACUUCUAAUUAACUAGCAGCAGCAGGAAGUUAGGUGGAGGGACUACUUUUGAAGUUUUCUAGCUCAUCUCACCUUCAGUCCACUGAAAGUACAAUGCCUCCAAGCAUUUGCUGAGGGAAGAAAAUGAUCACAUGUCAACACAGACCUGGCUCCUUGUUUCAAAGUACCUAUUUGCAGUACACUUUCUUGUUUGAUAGCCUGAAAAUCUUGAUUAAACAAGCCAUUGGACCAGGCAAUUGUUCCAGCUCUGUGGUUUUGCAUUCAGUCUUCAUGCUUUGCAGGCUAGGGAGUAGCAAUAUAAUUUCCCAGAACUCACCAUGGGAGCCAAGCUAAGCAAGAAGAAGAAGGGGUAUGAUGUCAGUGACCCGAAGGAGAAGAAGGAGGAGGCGGCAGCUGUGGCCCAAGUAGAACAGAAGGUGGAGGCGGCGGAGGCUGCACCCGAACAGGCUGAGGCAGCCCCCACUACUGAAGCUGCAGCUCCUGCGGCAGAGGAACAGGUAGCCGAGGCAAAGGAGGAACCUGCAGCCGCUGCACCGGUAGAGCCUGCUGCUGAACCAGCCGCAGCACCUGAGGAACAGACUGCAGCCGCACCUGAGGAACCUCCAGCAGCAGCACCCGAAGAACCUCCCGCAGCAGCACCUGAGGAACCUCCAGCAGCAGCACCCGAAGAACCUCCCGCAGCAGCACCUGAGGAACCUCCAGCAGCAGCACCCGAAGAACCUCCCGCAGCAGCACCUGAGGAACCUGCAGCAGCCGCACCUGCGGAACCUCCAGCACCCGCUCCAGAGGAACCUGCAGCAGCCGCACCUGAGGAACCUGCAGCAGCACCAGAGGAACCUCCAGCACCCGUUCCAGAGGAACCUCCAGCAGCAGCACCCGAGGAGCCUUCCGCACCCGCUCCAGAGGAACCUCCAGCAGCCGUUCCAGAGGAACCUCCAGCAGCAGCACCCGAGGAGCCUUCCGCACCCGCUCCAGAGGAACCUCCAGCACCCGUUCCAGAGGAACCUGCAGCAGCACCAGAGGAAGCGGCAGCUGAGGAACCUGCAGCAGAACCAACACCAGAGCCAGAAACGACGCCAGAGCCAGAGCCUAUACAAGAGGUGGUAGUAGUGGAGGAGAUAGAAAUUGUCCAAGAGGUCGUGGGCGAUGUGGAAGUCACAGAAGUGAUUGAGGUCACGCAAGUCACCUUAGUUGCUGCUGCUCCAGAGCCAGAACCGGAGCCUGAAGCCGAACCAGAACCACAGACUGUCACUGAGCCAGAGGAGUCAUCCACAGCACCCUCAGAGCCAGAGGUGGCGUCUGCUGCUGCCGCCCCUGUGGAAGCCGAGCCAGAGCCCGUGUUGGAGUCAGAGCCUGCUGCUGCUGCUGUCUCAGAACCAGAGCCCAUGUUGGAGUCAGAGCCUGCCGCUGCUGCUGAGUCAGAACCAGAGCCCAUGUUGGAGUCAGAGCCUGCCGCUGCUGCUGAGUCAGAACCAGAGCCCGUGUUGGAGUCAGAGCCUGCCGCUGCUGCUGUCUCAGAACCAGAGCCCGUGUCAGAGCCUGCUGCUGCCCCUGAGUCAGAACCAGAGCCCGUGUCGGAGUCAGAGCCUGCCGCUGCUGCUGAACCAAAGCCCGUGUUGGAGUCAGAGCCUGCCGCUGCUGCUGAACCAAAGCCCGUGUUGGAGUCAGAGCCUGCCGCUGCUGCUGAACCAAAGCCCGUGUUGGAGUCAGAGCCUGCCGCCGCUGCUGCUGAGUCAGAGCCAGAAAGCACAGAGGCAGAGGCUGCUGCCGCCCCAGCCGUCGAGGAUUCAGCCGAGGCCAUCCCCGAGAUCGUCAUCUCUGAGUCCGCGUCUACCAACGAACUCUCCACUGAGGAGGCCGCCGCCUCCGAUGCGGCGCCGUCGUCACCCAGCAAAGAGGCGCCGGCUGUGGACGCGCCACUGGAUAACGGCGAGUGUGAACGCGCCCCGGAGGAGCCCGCUUCCGCACCGGAGGUCAACGGCGUGAGCGAGGAGGCCGCACCUGAACCCGUAUCAGCGGAGCAGCCCGCUGCGCUGGCCGAGCAGCAGCCGGCGGAGGAGUGUGUGAAUGGCGUGGUGCAGCCAGAGGAGGAGCAGGCCCCCCAUGAGGCCCCCAGUGACUGUGAACUUAAAAAGGACUUGAGCCAGGUGGACGUCCUGAUCCCAGACAUCGUCGAGGCUGCAGUGAGUCAGGUGGUCGACAUCAUCUGAGAAACUAACUUAACAACAGAAAAGCAAAUAAUAACAAAAAACAACUGUGAAUCCUGUUUUAACGAUGUAAACAAACAAAAACACCAACAAACAGUACAAGAACAUCAAUAAACACCUCCUUUUGCAACACACGCCUCUGAAGAUAAAGCUUCAAGCGAACGUGUUGCAGUAACUCAGGCAAAGGAAUUUCUGGUUAGCCAAAAAAAAAAAAAAAAAAGAAGAAAUCCAACCACUCAAGAGCUGAGAGUGAGGGUGAGCAUGAAGAAGAGAGAAAAGUGAGUGAGAUUUGAAUGAGUGAGGACACAAUUGAGCGAGAGAAUGGCACAAAGAGUCCAAGCCCAACGCUUUGGGGCUUUGUGUCUUUUGUGAGGGCCGAGGGGCUGUUGGUCCUGUAGUAGCAGGCCCAGGAGAGACGAAUGCCAGGCCCAUUUUAGUGAUGAAAAACUGCUGAGAAGAGAGAAAGUGAAAGGGGGUAAAAACUGGACCACAGAACAAAAUACUGGACAUUAACAAAGGAAACUAUGAAUGGAAUGAGUAGUCUUGUCUUUGUGUGUGAGCCUGAUGAAUAUUAAGACAAAAAAUGUUUUAUUGGAUUAGCAUUUAAUAGUAUAUAAUCUAAUUUUGACUUUCACAUAUCCUUUCCGUAACUAUGUAAAACAAGAUUAAAGGAUAAGACCUUUCUGACCUUUCCAUAACAGAGAAGCAGUGAGGAAUGUUCAUUUUAACUUGAUGGCUUGGCUUAGAAAAUAAAAGAGACUGUUAUACCUUAA